Miscanthus lutarioriparius is the source of this 3258-nucleotide messenger RNA. NCBI's taxonomy places the organism in Eukaryota, Viridiplantae, Streptophyta, Magnoliopsida, Poales, Poaceae. The record is from the annotation of a GenBank genome assembly.
AUGGCUGGUGUCGGGGAAGCGCUCGUGUCCGUAGUGCUCAAGGAGGUGUUGCGCAACCUGGGAUCUGCUGUCGGGGAGCAGAUCAAGGCGCGAUGGAAGCUAGAGCAAGACAUGGAGUACAUCAAGUGCACGCUGGUGGUAGUGCAAGCGGUACUCAAGGAUGCCGAGAGGCGGUCCGGGACAAUCUCUAGCUUUGUUGCAAAGUUUUCUAUGGGUAAAAAUCUGAAGAAUAUGAGAGAAAAGCUAGCAGACAUAGCAGCACAGAGGACACAGUUCGGAUUCAUGCUAGACGCCUGUUCAAUAGACGAGGAAGAGAUCAAGAAGAGACAAACAACAUCAAAGAUCAAUAGAGCAACUAUUGUUGGAAGGCACAAAGAGAAGGAGGAAAUUGUAACAUUGUUAAACUUAGAUGAUGAAAAAGAAACACUGGUAAUCCCUAUCUUCGGGUUUGGGGGUAUUGGUAAAACCAUAUUAGCUAAAUUGGUUUUCAAUGAUGACCGGAUGCAAAGUUUCGAUUUGAGAGCAUGGGUUUUUGUGUCUCCACAUUUUGAUCUAAGAAUGAUUGGGAAGAGUAUAAUUUCACAGAUCAAAGGGCAGGUUGACUGUUUAGAUGAUCUACAGGCAGUAAGUAAUUGUCUUGAAGAGACACUGGAUGGCAAAAGUUGCUUGAUUGUUUUGGAUGACCUAUGGGAAAGCAAUUGCUUUCGGUUGGGUGAAUUAAUGUUGAUGUUAAGCAGCUUUAAGAAGGAAAGUAUGGUUAGGGUGAUUGUAACAACACGGAAUGAAGAAGUUGCAAGGAACAUAGGAGAAGGCGAUACGGAUGCGCUGGAAAGCAUAGGGCAGACAAUUGCAAAGAAGUGUAAAGGAGUGCCAUUAGCAGCUCAAGCUCUUGGGUUCAUGCUGCGCACUAAAGAUGUCCGGGAGUGGGAAAAUAUAAGAGAUAUGGAUAUCCUUGGGUUCAUUCAUUCCAAUUCUAGGAAGGAUUUAACACUCGAGAAGAUUGGAGAAAACUAUGUAAAUGAACUUUUGGGAAUGUCCUUUCUCCAAUACUCUAGGAUAACAUCCUUGAUUACGAAGGACACAAAGAAUUGUAUGCUGCUUAGCAUGCACGACCUAAUUCAUGAUCUUGCAAGAUCUGUUAUGGAUGAUGAGCUACUACUCAUGGAUGGAAAAAGGACUGCGAUUCUGAAUAUGGCAAUUACGAUUCCUGAGCAUGUCACUGGCCUUUCAAACCUGAUCUAUUUGAACCUAAGUGGGUCUCCAAAAAUUUCAAAGCUGCCAGACUCAGUAAACAAACUCAGAAGCUUGCUACAUCUAGACCUGUCUGGAUGCUGUGAACUUUGUUCAUUACCAGAAUCAUUCAGUGACCUGAAGAAUCUCUCACAUUUGGAGCUGGCACAUUGUUCUGCUCUUUAUUCUUUGCCGAAGUCCUUCGGAAGGCUAAGUGAACUUCAGUAUUUGAACCUGUCUGGAUGCUGUGAGCUUUGUUCAUUACCAGAAUCAUUCAGUGACCUGCAGAACCUCUCACAUUUGGACCUGGCACAUUGUUCUGCUCUUUAUUCUUUGCCGAAGUCCUUCGGGAGGCUAACUGAACUUCACUAUUUGAACCUGUCAUGUUGCUUUAAACUAAAUCUACUGGUUGGCAUGGAGAAUAUAUGUUGUGUUACUAGCCUACAGUAUCUAAACCUGUCCCGUUGUCCAAGUCUCAUCUAUCUACCUGAAUCUUUAAGCAAUCUAAAGAAUCUCCAGACUUUAGAUCUCUCAGGAUGUCAGUGGAUAGAGAAUUUUCCACAAAGUUUAUGUGAAAUUACCAGCCUCAAAUUUCUGCUAAUACAAGGAUGUUCGCCCUGGUUGCAAAAGCGUGUCAGGGAGUCUCAGUUCAAAAAUGAUAUUCUGACAUUGCCCAAGUUUAUUGUUCAAAGAGAAACGUUUGGGAUGUGUAGCAAUAUUUCACGGCUACAAUCUGUAUAUCCAGCUGAACUAGAAAUUGAGUGCCUUGAAAAUGUGACAUGUAUUGAAGAAAUUGAUGCAGUAAAUUUGGCAGCUAAAUCAACACUAUACAAUUUGACAAUGGCAUGGACACCUGCAGUUGAACGCUUUGUGGAGGAUGAAGCAUUGCUGCAAAAUUUACAGCCUCCUGAAAGUCUAGUUACUUUGAAAAUACAAAGCUACAUGGCAACUUCCUUUUCUGGAUGGAUGAUAGACUUGGCGUCUUGUCUACCAGAUCUUGUUCGCAUUGAGAUGGUAGAUUUACCCAGAUGCGAACAUUUACCACCGUUUGGCCAAUUACAAAAUUUGGAGCAGCUGAUUCUGAAGAGAAUGCCUAUCCUCAGGAAACUGGGAGUGGAUAUUUGUGGUGGCAAUGGAGCAUUUAAGAAACUAAGAGAGCUUACCUUGGCUAAUCUUGGUAACCUCGAGGAGUGGGUCACCAAAGUUUCAGCAAAGGGUGAGUUUAUGUUCCCUAGCCUUUACAAGUUGGAAAUCUGUCAUUGCCCUAAGUUAAGGUUGAAGCCAUGCCUUCCUAGGGCAAAUGAAUGGAGAAUAGAAGCAAGUGAUGGAGUUGUAGCAAGUCAAUAUGAUGCAGCCUCAUCAUCCUCUUUGAUGCUAUCAAAACUGCAUGUUAGAAGUUGCCGACUUCUGCCCAGCAAAUGGGCACUGCUUCAAUUUAUCCCCACUCUUGAGGUAUUGGAAAUCUCAAAUUACCACUGGCCGACAUUGCCAGAAGGCAUUCGUUUUCUGGUAUCACUCCGAUCACUGCAGAUAGAUGGCUGUCAUAGUGUGGAGCUAUCAGAAGAACUGAGAAUCCUGUCAUCACUGCAGGAACUCAUUAUUUCUGGCUGCACUAGACUAAGGACUCUGCCUGAAUACGUACUGACAUUUACUGCUCUGAAGAAAUUGGAAAUCAAUGAUAAUGACGCAUUGCAAAGAUGGUUCAGGGGCCAUUAUAACUGGAUCAGGCAUAGCGACAUAAAAGAUAAGAUUUAUUUUGAUGGCAAGUUGAUGAAACAUUCACCUGAGGAUGACCGCAAAGCCAGCAUCUGGGAGGGAAGCAAUAGCCCUGCAGAUACAAAAGAAUGGGGUCAAGAUGAAGAUCUUGAAUAUUUUACCAUGUAUGGAUAUGUUGAAGGGGUUGCGUUUCGUCUUGGUGAGUCGUCCUCAACUCCGAGAGAUCUAGCAGCGAGGAGCACAACGACAGGCUCUGGAUCUCAACGUUUGCAGAUUACUGUAACUGAUAGGGCUUUGACUACUUUGCUCUGA